GAUUCUGAGUAAUAAUAAAAUAACAGAGUUGAAGAAUGGUUCCUUCACUGGAUUACACCUUCUUGAAAGAUUGGACCUUAAGAACAACCUUAUUAGUACUAUAGAUCCAGGAGCUUUUCUGGGGCUUUCAUCUCUGAAAAGACUAGACUUAACUAAUAACAGAAUAGGCUGCCUGAAUGCAGAUAUAUUUAGAGGACUUGUAAAUCUUAUUAGAUUGAAUCUUUCUGGAAAUCUGUUUUCUACACUUACACAGGGAACAUUUGAUCAUCUUAGCUCACUAAAGUCUCUAGAAUUUCAGACUGAUUAUCUUCUUUGUGAUUGCAACAUACUAUGGAUGCAUCAGUGGUUAAAAGAAAGAAAUAUAACUGUACGUGAAACUAAGUGUGCCUAUCCCAAGUCACUUCAGUCACAGACAGUGACUGGUGUUAAGCAGGAACUUCUAACUUGUGAACCGCCGCUUGAAUUACCGUCUUUCUAUAUGACUCCAUCUCACCGUCAGGUUGUAUUUGAAGGAGAUAGUCUACCUUUCCAAUGUAUGGCUUCGUAUAUUGAUCAAGACAUGCAAGUCUUGUGGUAUCAGGAUGGAAAGAUAGUGGAAACUGACGAGUCCCAGGGUAUUUUUGUUGAAAAAAACAUGAUUCAUAACUGCUCACUGAUUGCAAGUGCACUGACAAUCUCAAACAUUCAGGCUGGCUCCACAGGAAACUGGGGUUGCCAUGUACAAACCAGACGAGGGAAUAACACAAGGACAGUAGACAUUGUGGUGUUAGAAAGUUCUGCGCAGUACUGCCCUCCAGAAAGGGUUGUGAACAAUAAAGGGGAUUUCAGGUGGCCUAGAACAUUGGCAGGCAUCACAGCAUACCUGCUGUGUACACGUUAUUCUGCUGGCAGUGGGAUAUAUCCUGGCAACUCACAAGAUGAGAGAAGAGCCUGGCGCAGAUGCGACAGGGGAGGGUACUGGGCAGAGGAGGACUACUCCAGGUGCCAAUAUGCAAAUGAUGUGACUCGAGUUCUUUAUAUGUUCAAUCAGAUGCCGCUCAACCUUACUAAUGCAGUGGCAACAGCAAGACAGCUCUUGGCUUACACUGUUGAAGCAGCAAAUUUUUCCGAUAAGAUGGAUGUUAUUUUUGUGGCUGAAAUGAUAGAGAAAUUUGGAAGAUUUGCUGAAAAAUAUAAAGAGCUUGGUGACGUGAUGGUGGACAUAGCAAGUAACAUUAUGUUAGCUGAUGAACGUGUUCUGUGGAUGGCACAAAGGGAAGCCAAGGCUUGCACUAGAAUUGUACAGUGUCUACAGAAAAUUGCUAUGUAUCGGCUUGCAAAUGGAGCUCAAGUUUAUUCUACUUAUUCUCCAAAUAUUGCUCUUGAGGCUUACGUAAUAAAGGCUGCUGGUUUCGCUGGGAUGACAUGCACCGUAUUUCAGAAAGUGGCUACAUCGGACCGUACAGGACUCGGUGAUUAUGGCAGAAGAGAUCCAGAUGGAAAUCUAGAUAAACAAUUAAGCUUUAAGUGCAACGUUUCAAAUACACUGUCAAGUCUGGCUUUAAAGAACACAAUUGUAGAGGCUUCUAUCCAGUUGCCAGCUUCCCUUUUCACCCAAAAGCAAAAAAGAGAAAUCAGACCAGCAGAUGAAUCUGUCUGUAAGCUUCAGCUUAUUGCGUUUCGCAAUGGAAAGCUUUUUCCAGCAACAGGAAAUUCAACAAAUCUGGCUGACGAUGGGAAGCGUCGUACAGUUGUAACACCAGUUAUUCUUGCGAAGAUAGAUGGUUUAAAUCUAGCCAGUCACCACGUUCCUAUAAAUGUGACACUGCGGCGCAUUGCACAUGGAGCAGAUGCUGUUGCAGCUCAGUGGGACUUUGAUCUCCUGAACGGACAAGGGGGAUGGAAAUCUGAUGGUUGUCGCAUUCUUCUGUCCGAUGAAAAUAUUACUACCAUUCAGUGCUACUCCCUCAGCAACUAUGCAGUUUUGAUGGACUUGACAGGAGCUGAAUUAUAUACACAGUCAGCUGAUCUUCUGCAUCCAGUAAUUUAUGCCACUGCCAUGGUUUUGCUAGUGUGCCUGUUGAUGAUCAUAGUCAGUUACAUAUACCAUCACAGUGUGAUCAGGAUCAGUGUAAAAAGCUGGCAUAUGCUAGUUAACCUGAGCUUUCAUAUUUUCCUGACGUGUGUGAUGUUUAUUGGAGGCAUAACGCAGACCAGGAAUGCGACCAUCUGUAAUUCAGUUGCAGUGUUUCA
Leptosomus discolor (cuckoo roller) is the source of this 2232-nucleotide messenger RNA. Lineage: Eukaryota; Metazoa; Chordata; Aves; Leptosomiformes; Leptosomidae. The record is from RefSeq and is a predicted model, not a curated record.